Messenger RNA from Triticum turgidum subsp. durum (durum wheat), 3264 nucleotides. The record is from the annotation of a GenBank genome assembly. Lineage: Eukaryota; Viridiplantae; Streptophyta; Magnoliopsida; Poales; Poaceae.
AUGGAGCGGGUGGCGCUGCUCCGCACCUCCGGCCGCCGCCUCCUCCAGCGCUGCGGCAGGCCCAGGCCCCUCGUGCCCGCCGCCUCCUCCUCCGCGCCGCGUCGCCGGUUGACCUCCUCCUCGUCGGCGGCGUCGUCCUGCUCCUCCUCGUCGCGCGGCGGCUCGUCCUGCCUCCUGGCCGCGGCCGCGCCGCUGCACCUGCACGCCGCGGGGCGGUACUGGCCGCUCACCGCGCCCGGCUUCGCGAGGCGCCUCUCCGUCCCCGCCGUCUCCACCUCGCCCUCCCCUGUGCCCAGUGCAGACACCGAUGAUGUCCAUGAGUAUGCGGCAAAGCUAGGCUUCGAAAAGGUAUCUGAACAAGUCAUAGACGAGUGCAAAUCAGCUGCUGUUCUCUACAAGCACAAGAAGACAGGCGCAGAAGUGAUGUCCGUGGCAAACGAUGAUGAGAAUAAAGUGUUCGGCAUUGUAUUCCGUACCCCUCCGAAAAAUUCGACUGGCAUACCUCACAUUCUUGAGCAUAGUGUUCUCUGUGGAUCAAGAAAGUACCCUUUGAAAGAGCCAUUUGUUGAGCUCUUAAAGGGUAGUCUGCAUACUUUCCUGAAUGCGUUCACCUAUCCGGAUCGGACGUGUUAUCCAGUUGCAUCAACAAACACCAAGGAUUUCUAUAACUUGGUUGAUGUAUACCUUGAUGCUGUAUUUUUCCCUAAGUGUGUUGAGGACUUCCAAACAUUUCAACAGGAAGGUUGGCAUUAUGAGCUUAACAGCCCCGAAGAAGAGAUAUCCUACAAAGGUGUUGUCUUCAACGAGAUGAAAGGAGUCUACUCUCAACCUGAUAACAUAAUGGGCCGUGUGUCUCAACAGGCACUUUCUCCUGAUAACACGUAUGGUGUGGAUAGUGGUGGGGACCCAAAUGAUAUCCCAAAGCUUACUUUCGAAGAAUUCAAGGAGUUCCACAGUAAGUUUUACCAUCCGAGCAAUGCUAGGAUCUGGUUCUACGGUGAUGAUGACACAAAAGAGCGACUACAAAUUCUAAGUGAAUACCUUGACCUGUUUGAAGCCAGCCCUGCUCGUAAUGAAUCAAAGGUUAUGCCUCAGAAACUUUUCAAAGAGCCAGUGAGGAUUGCAGAGAAGUAUCCUGCUGGCCAAGAAGGUGAUUUGAAAAAGAAAUAUAUGGUUUGCACCAACUGGCUGUUGUCAGAGGAGCCACUGGACGUAGAGACAGAGCUUGCACUUGGUUUCCUGGAUCACCUGUUGCUGGGCACUCCCGCUUCACCACUUAGAAGAAUUCUUCUUGAAAGUGGUUUAGGAGAGGCUAUUGUGGGAGGUGGUGUUGAGGAUGAGCUUCUUCAACCCCAAUUCAGUAUAGGCUUGAAAGGUGUAUCUGAGGAUAACAUUGAGAAAGUUGAAGAGCUGGUUAUGCAAAUUUUGAAGAAUUUGGCAGAGGAGGGAUUUGCACCAGAAGCAGUGGAAGCAUCUAUGAACACGAUCGAAUUCUCUCUCAGGGAGAAUAACACGGGAUCAUUUCCUCGAGGGUUGUCAUUAAUGCUUCGUUCAAUGGGAAAAUGGAUAUAUGAUAUGGACCCUUUCGAGCCUCUGAAAUAUGAACAGCCAUUGCAGCAACUCAAAGCACGCAUUUCAGAGAAGGGAUCCAAAGCAGUAUUCUCCCCGCUCAUCGAAAAAUAUAUUUUAAACAAUGUGCAUCGUGUCACAGUUGAAAUGCAGCCUGAUCCAGAGAAAGCUUCACGUGAUGAAGCCGCUGAGAAAGAAAUUUUAAAACAAGUAAAGUCUAGCAUGACUCAGGAGGAUCUUGCCGAGUUGGCACGUGCUACAAAGGAGCUGAAGGACAAACAAGAGACUCCAGAUCCUCCAGAAGCUCUGAAAGCUGUUCCUAGCCUGUCGCUACAAGAUAUCCCUAAAAAGCCUAUUCAUGUACCAAUAGAGGUGGGGGAGAUAAACGGUGUCAAGGUCUUGCAACAUGAUCUCUUCACCAAUGAUGUAGUUUACUCCGAAGUUGUAUUUGAUAUGGGUUCUAUGAAGAAAGAACAUCUACAACUGUUGCCUUUGUUCUGCCAAUCCUUACUGGAGAUGGGCACGAAAGACAUGGACUUCGUGCAGCUUAAUCAGUUGAUUGGGAGAAAAACUGGAGGCAUAUCAGUUUACCCAUUAACAUCUUCAAUAAAGGGAACAGAUGAUCCUCUUACUCGUAUUGUCGUUCGGGGAAAAGCAAUGUCAACGCGAGUAGAAGAUUUGUUUCACCUGAUGAACUGUCUUCUUCAAGAUGUUCAGUUCACAGAACAACAGAGGUUCAAGCAGUUUGUUUCCCAAAGUAAAGCAAGAAUGGAGAAUCGAUUGAGGGGUAGUGGCCACGGUAUAGCAGCUGCCAGAAUGGAUGCCAAGUUAAAUGCAGCUGGAUGGAUUUCAGAACAAAUGGGUGGUGUUAGUUAUCUUGAGUAUUUACGAGACCUGGAGACGAGGAUUGAUCAAGAUUGGGACAGAAUAUCUGCAUCACUCGAGGAAAUGAGGAAGUCUCUAUUUUCUAAGGAAGGUUGCUUGAUAAACAUAACCAGCGACUCAAAAAAUCUUGAAAAAUCUGGUCAACAUAUUGCCAAAUUUCUUGAUGCACUGCCAAGUGCCCCAUCCCUGGGAAGUGAUCCAUGGCUCUCUCGACUGCCUUCUGUUAAUGAAGCCAUUGUUAUCCCUACACAGGUUAAUUAUGUUGGAAAAGCUGGAAACCUAUACCAAAGUGGAUACCAGCUUAAUGGAAGUGCCUAUGUCAUAUCCAAGCACAUAAGCAACACAUGGUUAUGGGACCGCGUUCGAGUUAGUGGUGGCGCAUAUGGAGGGUUUUGUGAAUUUGACACUCAUUCAGGGGUCUUUUCCUAUUUGUCAUACCGUGAUCCGAACUUGCUGAAAACACUAGAUGUCUAUGAUGGGACUGCAAAGUUCCUCAGAGAACUAGAGGUAGAUGAUGAUGCUCUCACAAAAGCUAUUAUUGGAACCAUAGGGGAUGUUGAUUCCUACCAGCUACCAGAUGCUAAAGGUUACAGCAGUCUGAUGCGGUAUUUGUUGGGAAUCACUGAGGAGGAACGCCAGCAAAGGCGCGAAGAGAUACUCGCAACCAGCGUGAAGGAUUUCAAGGAGUUUGCCGAUGCUGUCGAAAUGAUCAAUGACAAUGGGGUUGUGGUGGCCGUAGCAUCGCCUGACGACGUCGAGGCAGCAAACAAAGAGAAGUCGUUAUUUUCAGACAUCAAAAAGUGCCUGUGA